Molecule: messenger RNA, 227 nt
Organism: Monoraphidium neglectum
Lineage: Eukaryota; Viridiplantae; Chlorophyta; Chlorophyceae; Sphaeropleales; Selenastraceae
Exons: 3
Source: RefSeq, a predicted model, not a curated record
AUGGCGGACAAGCACGCGGCCGCCCUGCUGGUGUUUGAUCCCGCUAUGAUCGAUCAGAAGGAUGACGUCAUCCACUCGGCCUCUGCCUGCGUGGGCAUCCUCACCGAAAGGGACUACCUGCACAAGGUGGUGCUGGAGGGCCGCAGCAGCUUCUCAACGCACGUCAACGAGAUCAUGACACCAAAGUCAAAGGCGCGCGGCGCGCGGCGCGGCGCGAUGACGUCAGC